Messenger RNA from Bursaphelenchus okinawaensis, 1489 nucleotides. Lineage: Eukaryota; Metazoa; Nematoda; Chromadorea; Rhabditida; Aphelenchoididae. The record is from the annotation of a GenBank genome assembly.
AUGGCACAAUAUUUAGACGACUUGUUUGAUUUGAUUCACCACCCAACGAAGCAAGUAGCUCUGAAGGCCUUUGACAUCAUGUUGAAGAUGAACGAAGAUCAGCUGAGGAACGGGCUUGCUGCUAAUGAUUCCAAGAAGGCCAAGCAAUUGUUUGCUUACUUCUCGAAUCUGGAUGUUGUGACAGAAAGUGUUCUGGAUGUCAUCACUGAAGCCAUGGGGACUCCAGAAUUGGCCAAGCUGGCGUGUACUGAAGAAAAGCUUGUAAGGAAAGUUCUUGCAUUGGCCAGACACGGUGAGACCAAGGAGUUCGUCUUACCAAUGACUCAGAUCAGUAGGAAUGCUCCUGAAGAGUUUCAUCGCAAAUUGUAUUCUCUGGUUGGAAAUUACAAUAAUCUUCUUCAUGGUAGGUUUAUAUUUCGAAUAACUUGUGAAAGCGCUGUAGUGUUUUUUUAAUGUUGUGAUUGUUUUAGAUACAUUUCACAAAUGUGAAGGUGGAAAGAACAACCCAAUUGUGCUCUUGAACGUAGCUUAUGUGUUUAUGAAUGUGACACAAAGCAAAGACGCUUGUCUGGAGUUAUUUGGAGACACAAUCAAUGCUUUAACAUCUUAUCUUAGCAAACAAGAUGUGGCCCUAGGCUUUAAAAGAGUUGUAGCUAAUGUUAUACUCAAUAUAUCGUGCCAUGUUCGUAAGUAUUUUUUUUUGAAAUUUCAUAUUUUAGUUGUCUUGUUUAACAGUCUAAUCAUAUAUUUGCUUUUAGAAACGCAUCCGUUGUUUUUGGACGAUCCUCACGUGUUAUGUGACAUAAUGGAUCCAUUUACUGAUGAAGAAUACCAAAUAGAGGAUGAAGAGAUGGAUAAACUGCCUUUGAACCUACAAUAUGUUGACCAUAAGCGAUCCAACUCCGUAGAGCUGCUAGAUACGUUAGUGGAAGUUUUGGCCCAGGUAAGAUUAGUGCUUAAGUUAAUUUUAGACAUUCUUAGAAUUUUUCUUGUUGUUUGUAAAAGACAAUUUGAAAUUGUUUUCUUUAAUAUUAGUAUUUUUCAUUUUCAGCUAUGCACAACGAAAGUUGGCCGAAAGACCCUCAGACACAUGAACAUAUACAUCAUCCUGCGAGAGUUCGAUAAGUCAAGGAGAGUAGAUGAGCCCAAGAUAGAAGGCAAGUUCAUGACAUUGGAUGGAACUCCAGAAUGGAACUUGUUAAUGAACACCUUACUUUUCGACGACAACGAGCUGGCACUUAAGGAUGAUGAAGAUCUUGUGCGAUGUAUGGAAGUGGAACUGAAAGAGAUAAAGCUGGAAGAGCUUGACAAGGAACUUCAAGUGAUAGAAUCCGAAUUGAACGACAAGAAAAACAAAGAAGAUCAGCAAUAUACAGUUGAAGAUGACGAACUGAAAGGCGACGAAGCUGCCAAGGUUGGCUUUGGAGUGUCGCAAGAUGCUGUUAACCAUAAAAGGAAACACAGCGAGGAAGAAAGUGCCAAAAGUUAA